This is a messenger RNA of Elephantulus edwardii (Cape elephant shrew), 1785 nucleotides long. It is a transcript of the gene SETD3, whose product is annotated as SET domain containing 3. NCBI's taxonomy places the organism in Eukaryota, Metazoa, Chordata, Mammalia, Macroscelidea, Macroscelididae. Gene Ontology annotation, molecular function: histone H3K4 methyltransferase activity; protein binding; protein-L-histidine N-tele-methyltransferase activity. Gene Ontology annotation, biological process: peptidyl-lysine monomethylation; peptidyl-lysine trimethylation; peptidyl-lysine dimethylation. The transcript has 12 exons. The record is from RefSeq and is a predicted model, not a curated record. The coding region runs from base 1 to 1785 and encodes 594 amino acids.
AUGGGUAAGAAGAGUCGAGUCAAAACUCAGAAGUCAGGCACAGGUGCGACAGCGACGGUGUCCCCGAAGGAGAUCUUGAACCUCACCAGCGAGCUGCUGCAGAAAUGCAGCAGCCCCGCCCCCGGCCCGGGAAAGGAGUGGGAAGAGUAUGUACAGAUCCGGGCUCUGGUGGAGAAGAUACGGAAGAAGCAAAAAGGUCUGUCUGUGACCUUUGACGGAAAAAGAGAAGAUUACUUUCCUGACCUAAUGAGAUGGGCCUCAGAACACGGAGCAUCUGGGGAAGGUUUUGAAAUGGCCAACUUCAAAGAGGAGGGCUUUGGUUUAAGAGCAACAAGAGACAUCAAGGCAGAAGAAUUAUUUUUAUGGGUUCCACGAAAAUUACUUAUGACUGUUGAAUCUGCUAAAAAUUCAGUGUUGGGGCCCUUAUAUUCUCAAGACCGAAUUCUUCAAGCCAUGGGAAAUAUCACACUGGCCUUUCAUCUGCUGUGUGAGAGGGCCAACCCUAACUCUUUCUGGCAGCCCUACAUCCAGACCCUGCCCAGCGAGUAUGACACUCCUCUCUACUUUGAGGAAGAUGAAGUUCGGUAUCUUCAGUCCACACAAGCCAUCCACGAUGUCUUCAGCCAGUACAAAAACACAGCCCGGCAGUACGCCUACUUCUAUAAGGUGAUCCAGACCCACCCUCAUGCCAACAAGCUGCCCUUGAAGGACUCGUUUACAUAUGAGGACUACAGGUGGGCCGUGUCCUCUGUUAUGACGAGACAGAACCAGAUUCCCACCGAGGAUGGCUCCCGGGUGACCCUUGCCCUGAUCCCUCUGUGGGACAUGUGCAACCACACCAGUGGCCUGAUCACCACUGGCUACAACCUGGAGGAUGACCGCUGCGAGUGUGUGGCCCUGCAGGACUUCAGGGCCGGGGAGCAGAUUUACAUUUUUUAUGGCACUCGAUCAAAUGCAGAGUUUGUGAUCCACAGUGGUUUUUUCUUUGACAAUAAUUCACACGACAGAGUGAAAAUAAAGCUCGGCGUGAGUAAAAGCGACAGGCUGUACGCUAUGAAGGCCGAGGUCCUGGCCCGCGCCGGCAUCCCCACCUCCAGCGUGUUCGCGCUGCACUCCACAGAGCCGCCCAUCUCCGCCCAGCUCCUGGCCUUCCUCCGUGUCUUCUGCAUGACCGAAGAAGAGCUGAAGGAGCAUUUGCUGGGAGACAGUGCCAUUGAUAGAAUCUUCACCUUGGGCAACUCGGAAUUCCCCGUCAGCUGGGACAACGAGGUCAAGCUUUGGACGUUUCUUGAAGACAGAGCUUCGCUGCUUCUGAAAACGUACAAAACGACAAUUGAGGAGGACAGGGCCUUCCUGAAGGCCCACACCCUCUCCACCCGGGCCACCAUGGCCAUCAAGCUGCGCCUCGGGGAGAAGGAGAUCCUGGAGAAGGCCGUGAGGAGCGCUGUGGCGAGCCGGGAGCACUUCCACCGCCAGACGCAGGCGCGGGCCCCGCUGCCCCGCUACGAGGAGAGCGCCCUGGGGCUGCUGGAGGGCAGCGUCGGGGCCUCGGGGCUGCCCCUGGUCCUGCGGAGCCUGGACGGGGAGCGUGGCGCGCAGGAGGCCCUGAGCCUCAACGAGGCCGUCGCCAGAGCCAAGACAGCCGAGAACGGGCUGCUCAAUGGGGACAGCCCUGUGCCCAAUGGGGCCGGAGCCCAGGACGGGAACUCGAGCCCAGAGGAGACUCAGAGAAGGUCUGAGGAUGCCAAAGAACCCACCACGGCCGGAACCGGCUCCCAGCUCUGA